GAGAGAGAGAGAGAGGUAAAGAGAGAGAGAGAGAUGGGAAGGAGUCCAUGUUGCUCCAAGGAAGGACUAAACAGAGGAGCAUGGACUGCCCUUGAAGACAAUAUUCUUACCACUUACAUUACAGCCCAUGGAGCAGGCAACUGGAGAAACCUCCCCAAGAGAGCUGGGUUGAAGAGAUGUGGUAAGAGUUGCAGACUUCGAUGGUUGAACUAUCUUAGACCAGACAUCAAGAGAGGUAAUAUUUCCGAUGAUGAAGAAGAACUCAUCAUCAGACUCCACAAGCUUCUUGGUAACAGAUGGUCUCUAAUAGCUGGAAGGCUACCUGGACGAACAGACAACGAAAUCAAGAAUUAUUGGAACACUAGUCUUGGAAAGAGAGCUAAAUUAGCUGAACCAUCUCCACCACAAUCUCCACAGCUAGCCAAUGAACCCAAAACGACUAACCCAUCAACCUCAUCCCAAGCACCCCAAGUGAUCCGAACCAAGGCUAUUCGGUGCACUAAAGUUUCCCUCCCAAUAACACCACUACCACCACCACCGCUUGAAAUUCAAACUACUGACCAACUACAAAGACAGAGUAGAACUACAUUGUCAAUGGAUGAUUAUUUGAAUGUUGAAGAUUGUGGAAAUAUUGACUUGGAUUUCUUGAAUUUUGAGGUCGGAGCAAGUGAUCAUGGCAUUAACAAGGAUUUGUCGUCCAUUAUGGGUUCUGAUCAACAGUACUUACCUUUCGAACAUGAGGAUUUUUUCUUCGUGGACAAUGAUGAUGAUGCCAAUUUGGACCUUGAAUCCUUGGAAUUAUUGCUUAAUUCCGAUGAAUGGCCAGAAAAAUGAUGGCUUGUCAUCACCAACAUCUUCUUUUCCUUUAAAGUGUGUUUGGAUUGAGACCUCUUUUCCCUCUAAAUCUCUCAAUUCAAACACACUGUUAGUCAUGUCUUUGCUAGUUAGUGAUGAAUAUUGUGUAUAUGUAUAUUUUAAUAAAAU
Messenger RNA from Tripterygium wilfordii, 984 nucleotides. Its product is annotated as transcription factor MYB123-like. The coding region runs from base 34 to 834 and encodes 266 amino acids. The transcript has 3 exons. The record is from RefSeq and is a predicted model, not a curated record. NCBI's taxonomy places the organism in Eukaryota, Viridiplantae, Streptophyta, Magnoliopsida, Celastrales, Celastraceae.